CCACCCCCCAGCCCUCCGCCACCACCGCCGCCGCCACCGGCCCCGCCGCCCUUCCACGGCAUGAUGGACCGCGUGCCCAACGAGCCCUCCUACAGAGCCCCUCUGGAGAAGCUCUUCUACCUCCCCCACGUGUGCAGCUACACCUGCCUGUCCAGGGUGAGGCCCAUCUGCAGCCAGCAGUACCGCAGCAAGAACCCCCUCCUCAUCCCCCUCCUCUACGACUUCCGCCGCAUGACGGCUCGCCGGCCGGACAAUCACCAGAUGGGUUUCCACGUCCUCUACAAAACCCCCUGUGGGUUGUGCCUCAGGAGCAUGCAGGAGAUCGAACGGUACCUCUUUGAGACAGAUUGUGACUUCCUUUUCCUGGAAAUGUUCUGUUUGGAUCCUUACGUUUUGGUGGAUCGAAAAUUCCAGCCUUACAAACCUUACUACUACAUCGCGGAUAUCACCAAGGGGAAGGAGGACGUGCCCCUCUCCUGUGUCAAUGAGAUUGACAACACCCCCCCACCCCAGGUGGCCUACAGCAAGGAGAGGAUCCCUGGGAAAGGGGUGUACAUCAACACCAGCUGGGAGUUCCUGGUGGGCUGUGACUGCAAGGAUGGCUGUAGGGACAAAUCCAAGUGUGCCUGUCACCAGCUGACAGUCCAAGCGACUGGCUGCACCCCAGGGGGGCAAAUCAACCCCAACUCUGGCUACCAGCACAAGAGGCUGGAGGAAUGCCUCCCAACAGGAGUUUAUGAGUGCAACAAGAGGUGCAAGUGCAACAUCAACAUGUGCACCAACCGCCUGGUCCAGCACGGGCUCCAGGUCAGGCUGCAGCUCUUCAAGACCCAGAACAAGGGCUGGGGCAUCCGCUGCCUGGAUGACAUUGCCAAAGGCUCUUUUGUCUGCAUCUAUGCAGGGAAGAUCCUGACGGAUGAUUUUGCUGACAAGGAAGGUUUGGAGAUGGGGGAUGAGUAUUUUGCCAACCUGGAUCACAUCGAGAGCGUGGAGAACGCCAAGGAGGGCUACGAGAGCGACGCCAAGUCCUCCUCAGACAGCAGUGGGGUGGACCUCAAGGGAGAGGAGGAGAACACGGGCACAGAGGAGCAGGAAUCCUCCAACGAGGACAGCUCUGAUGACAACUUCUGCAAGGAUGAGGACUUCAGCACCAGCUUCGUGUGGCGCAGCUACGCCACGCGCCGCCAGACCCGGGGCCAGAAGGAGAACGGGGUGUCUGAGGCAGCCUCCAAGGACUCAGGGCUCACCAGGCAGCUCAGCCACCAGGAGAAUGCCCUGGGCACCUCCUGUGACCCCCCGCUCUCUGAGGAGACCCCCAAGAACAAAGUGGCCUCGUGGCUGAGCUCUAACAGCAUGGCUGAGGGAUUCCAGGACAAUGAUGGGGCCUCUUUCUUCAAGAUGAGUGAAGGUGGAGAAGCCAAGGCUAAAGUUGAGGUGCCUGAGGAGGGGGAGAAAGGCCCCACUGCCAUCCCAGCCAGCCUGGAGGGAGAGGAGAAGGCAGUGAAGAAAGAUGUAAGGGAGGCCCCGGGGGGCUGGGGG
This is a messenger RNA of Merops nubicus (carmine bee-eater), 1539 nucleotides long. Its product is annotated as histone-lysine N-methyltransferase SETDB1-like. The record is from RefSeq and is a predicted model, not a curated record. Gene Ontology annotation, cellular component: nucleus. Gene Ontology annotation, molecular function: histone H3K9 methyltransferase activity; DNA binding; zinc ion binding. Gene Ontology annotation, biological process: negative regulation of gene expression; heterochromatin organization. NCBI's taxonomy places the organism in Eukaryota, Metazoa, Chordata, Aves, Coraciiformes, Meropidae.